Messenger RNA from Coccinella septempunctata (seven-spotted ladybird), 1213 nucleotides. RefSeq lists its product as uncharacterized. Bases 127 to 1086 code for a protein of 319 amino acids. Lineage: Eukaryota; Metazoa; Arthropoda; Insecta; Coleoptera; Coccinellidae. The record is from RefSeq and is a predicted model, not a curated record. The transcript is spliced from 3 exons.
UGGAUGGAACACAGAUUACUGCCGUUUGUUUUUGUUAUGUAAAAAUAUAAAAAUAAAUAAGGUGGUUGAUUUCAUUCAUUCAAGAUUUAAUUCCAUAAAAAAACAACAGUCAACUGAUAGGUAAUAAUGAAUCUGCCAGUCCGUCGAAGAUCAUUAAGAAGACAUUCUACAUCAACUUUACAAAAUGUUAACAAAAAUUCGAAAGCAAUAACAUUUGACGCAGGAUCUGCUAUAGGUAAUUGUAUAUUGAAUGGCCGUAUCAGCAAGAAAAGAUUAUCGAUUGAUGAACAAUCAUUACACCAAGAUGAGAAUAACAAAGUUGUAAAAAACCAGAAUAAUAAACUUAAUAGAACUACCAUUCUAAGUAAAAAUCAAAGCUGUGAAUUACUCCCUCUGAGGCCACUUGCAAGACUUUCGGAAUUUCCAGACUGUGACAAGAGCAAUAAAUUUUCUUCAAUAAGAUCGAGCGAUGUAUAUGAAUCACUAAUGGAUAUCCAGCAGACAUUAGAUGAAAUUGAACCUGAUGUAAGGAGACGAAGUAAAAGACUUUGUGUAGUGAAUAAACAGAAUUUAAUGCCCUUAAAAUCUAGUCAAGAAAAUGUUAAUUGUUUGACAGUUCUUAAUAAUGGAUUAAGACAAAAUCGAAGGAGGUCAACUAACUUUGACGAAGAGGAGUUUGAUGUUAAACCAAUCUCAAAGAAGAAAAGGAGAAAACUGUCUAUAGACGACACACUCCAGUACAAUAAUGAUCUCUUGUACUCCUCAGUUACUGGUGAACCAACUAACUCGAUAAAUAAAAUGGAAACACAAAAUUCGCUAUCAGGCAGUAAUGAUUUAAUGGAAAUUAAAAAAUAUUACCUAGAUAAAUCCAUUCCUAAUACGACAUGCUUAGAAACCAUAUUCGAAGAAAACUCAAAUUCAAAUAAGGCUAUGGGUAAACGUAAAAAAAAGAGGUUUAUCCCAUUUCCAGAAAUAAUAGAAAAAAAAACAAGAAAAAAUAGCGAAUGCAUGAAGAAGUUAAAUUCUAGACGAAAAAAGUCAGUUGAUGUUGCUCUGAAUGGUAUACAAGGUGAUGAUUUUGAUUGACUGUUAUAUGUAACCUUUAUGUGCGAUUGUCCCUUUAUUGGGUGUAAUACUUGAAUGGUUUUGUUCAGUUUAUUUGAUAAUUUUCUAUUUAUAUUAUUUUUAAAUAAAAUAAAAUUUUUCUUGCAAA